AUGGACCGCAGCGUUCCGGAUCCCGUACCCCGCAGCGCGCCUCGCACCCCCGCCACGCAGCCCGCGGGCUCCGCAGGGAAGAAAACAAAGGCGAAGGCACCUCUUCCUCCAGCUGAGAUGAAGGGCAUGGAUGUCUCUUCUGCAGAGGACCCUGUAGAAUCUACUGCUGUCAUCACAGAGCAUCAAGACAAUAUGAUAGAUAAAGACAUUGAACUCUCAGUGGUCCUGCCUGGAGAUAUUCUCAAAUCUGCUACUGUUCAUGGCAGUAAGCCAAUGAUGGACUUGCUCGUCUUCCUCUGUGCCCAGUAUCACUUAAAUCCAUCAAGUCACACGAUUGAUUUGCUGUCUGCUGAAGAGAAUCUCAUCAAAUUUAAGCCAAACACACCAAUAGGAAUGCUGGAGGUAGAGAAGGUAAUUUUAAAGCCAAAAUCUCUGGAUAAGAAAAAGCCUACACCUAUAAUCCCAGAGAAAACCGUGAGAGUAGUGAUCAACUUUAAAAAAACGCAGAAGACCAUAGUGAGAGUUAGUCCGCAUGCACCGCUUCAAGACCUCGCUCCUGUCAUUUGCAGCAAAUGUGAGUUUGACCCGUUGCAUACAGUGUUGUUGAAGGACUACCAGGCUCAGGAUCCCCUCGACUUGACAAAAUCUCUUAAUGACUUGGGACUAAGAGAGUUAUAUGCCAUGGAUAUCAGUAGAGAGUCCUGCCAAAUAUCACACAACCCGGACAUUGUGAAGGAGAAAGAAAACAAAGGGAUUUUCAGCUUUUUCCAACGCAGUAAGAAAAAGCGAGAGCAAACUGCCAGUGCUCCUGCGACGCCACUAGUGAGCAAGCACCGUCCAUCUUUUACGAGGUCCAACACCAUUUCCAAACCCUACAUUUCCAACACACUGCCCUCGGAUGCACCCAAGAAGAGGCGUGCCCCGCUGCCACCCAUGCCCACAUCCCAGGGCGCUGCUCAAGGCCAGGAGAGGCGUGCUUCUUGUGUGGAGAGAUCCACCAGUGUAGACGACACUGAUAAGAGUUCCUCUGAAGCAUUCAUGGUGAGGACAGGGUCACUGCAGCUUAGUAGCACAUUGGUAGGAACUUCAUCUCUGAAGAGAACGAAGCGAAAAGCACCUGCCCCACCUUCGAAAACUCCUCUGGCUCAGACCGAUGAAAGGAACUCUGCAGCUGCUCACGGCCUACCUUUGGAAGAUGGAGUUGCUCCAGACAGCAUUUUGGAAGCGAGCUCUACUGAGGGAAUGUCCAGCCCAGCCGGUGUAAGCUCUGAUUACAGUCUUGAAGAGAUAGAUGAAAAGGAAGAACUGAGUGAGGCAUCUAAAGAGCAGUCUGGAAGUAUUUCUGUGAAGUCGCCUGACAUUGCUUCAGCGUCUACUGAUAUGAUAAUUACCGUGGAGAAUGAUCCUGAUUCAGCCCUCGGCAUCAGUGAUGGAGAGACCUCUCCAAGCUCCAAGGGAAAAGCUCAAGAAGACAGAAACACAGAGGGGCAAGGGCCACAUCAUCCUGUUGUCUGCCAUAUCAGCAUUGAGGACAAAGUAUCUGACAGUGUAAAAGACUUGAAGACAUUGGUCCCAAACCAAGAGAAUGUAGUUCAAAAUGAAAUCAUGGUCUGUGCCACAAGCACAGAUUAUGUGAAAAACAGACUGAAGAAAAUGGAAACCACCAUAGAAGGUGAAGCACUGAGGAAAGCUGUGGACGUGGAAGCUGAUAGAUUGUCAGGCUCUCCUGUGUGUAGAACGGAUAAUGUUAAAAGUUCGAGGGAAGAUCAUCUAGCAGCAUCACCAGGACCAGAUCAAAAAUUGAAUCAACCAGGUGUAGAGAAGACAAAAAUGCAGGAUGCAGCAAUUCAGGCCACCCCUGCUGGCAGUACUUUUGAUGGGAAUCACGAAGCCCGUAAUUCAUCUGACCUCAGGGUUGAUGAGACGGUGCAGACUUCGGAUAGCAGCACAUCAACUCAGCACUCCUCUGCAAGUCUCCAAGAUUCUGUAAAUGCCUCAAGAGAAUUCAGGAGUCAGGGCACCUCAACGUAUGCACAAGAUAGACUCCCUGUGAAAGAGCCAGCUUGUACAUAUGGGAACAAUGACCCUUCAUCACCUGUAGAUGGAAGUGAUAAUCCAGCUGCUUCUUACCUGAGGAACUUUCCACUUUAUAGGCAAGACUACAACCCCAAGCCAAAACCUUCAAAUGAAAUUACGAGAGAGUAUAUACCUAAGAUUGGAAUGACUACUUAUAAAAUCGUGCCUCCUAAAUCCUUGGAAAUGAUGAAAGACUGGGAAUCAGAAACAGUGGGGAAGAAAGAUGACCAAAAGAUGCUUGCUGUAGGGCAGAAGCAUAUGAUUGAGAAUAUGUCAGAAGCUUCCAUGCAAACAGAAGCCCUCGUUACUUCUAAGAGCUCACAUCAGCCCCAGCCUGACCUUAAACCAAAGCCCAGCUCAGGAACAGAUCGUCAUUUGCACAGGACUGUGAGUUCACCAGUUAGUACCGAGAUGAACCCUCCCAAACCUCCCAGAAUGACUACGGACUCUGGCACCAUUCCUUUUGCACCAAAUUUGGAAGAUAUAAACAAUAUCUUGGAGUCAAAAUUUAGAUCCCGAGCUUCCAAUCCCCAGGCCAAACCAAGUUCAUUCUUUUUGCAGAUGCAAAAGAGAGCAUCAGGCCAUUAUGUGACAUCUGCAGCUGCUAAGAGCGUCCACACUGCCCCUGGGCCUACUCCUAAAGAACCAACAAUCAAGGAGGUGCAAAGGGACCCACAGCCUCCUCCAGAACAGCGUCUUUCUCCCUUGAGUGAAAGAACUCACUCUGUUCCACUGCCCAGUAUUUCAAAAGCUGCUGAUGAUAUAAUUCAGAAGCCUGCUGAGACCUCUCCUCCUCCUGUAGCUCCCAAACCUAUGGCUAUUCCUGUUGAGACCUCUCUUCCCCCUGUAGCUCCCAAACCGGUGACUAUUCCUGCUGAAGCUUCUCCUCCUCCUGUAGCUCCCAAACCUAUAGCUCUUCCUGCUGAGACCUCUCUUCCUCCUGUAGCUCCCAAACCUGUGUCUCUUCCUGGUAGUCAGGGAGCAUCACUAAACCUGAAGACCUUGAAAACAUUUGGGGCUCCAAGACCAUACUCCAGUUCUGGCCCCUCACCCUUUGCUCUUGCUGUAGUGAAAAGGUCACAGUCGUUCAGUAAGGCAUGUUCAGAGUCAUCCAGUGAGGGCUCCUCUGCCCAGCCUCCAGCUGCCACACAGGAUGAAAAGACACAUAUAGUAAAUAAGUCUACGGUGGGCUCCCAACAUGAUGAUGUUGAUAAGCAAAAUAAUCUUGUACAGAAUGAGCACAGUUUUCAAGUGCUGACCCCAGCUGAUGGCCCAUCGUUCACCCUUAAGAGACAGAGUUCUCUAACAUUCCAGAGCUCUGACCCAGAGCACGUCCGCCAGAGCUUGCUCACCGCAAUCCGGUCUGGAGAGGCUGCUGCCAAGUUGAAGAGAGUUACUGUUCCAUCCAAUACAAUAUCUGUGAAUGGGAAGUCAGGCCUCAGCCAGUCCAUGUCCAUUGACGCCCAGGACUGUCCCUAAUAUUACCCUGCUGUGACAACACUUCACCGACCAGCUUUCUGCCUAUAAGAAAUAUUGACAAAUAUAUAUUCAGAUGUACAUUAAUAUAUAUCUGUUCAAGAAUAAACAUUUGUAUUAUGGAUUUAAUGCCAAAAGAAAAAGAAGUAGAAUUUAUAAUUUAUAAUAAUUUUUGGCCUUUUUGUUACAGCUAAAUACUGCUGCUUUAGAAAUGUUAAACAAGGUAUAAAUGACUUGGUUUUUUCCAAUGAUGAAUAAUCACUGCUUACUUUUUUUUUAGUGGACAUACUGUGCACCAUGAAACAAAGGUGUAAAUUGAGAUUUAUAGACAUAUUUUAUGACACAGAAACAGGCAAGCACAGACUAACAUUUACUGCCUCAGCAUUAGGCUAUAAUUAGAAAGAUAAAUUAUAGUACAGCCUUUGUUGCUGAAAGAUGUGGACUAUUAGUAAAUCAAAUAAAUAUUGCUCAGUUAUUUUUAUUGAGGAAUCACAAUGAGACUUUUUUUAUAUAUUCUUUAAUUACAAGUGAGUAUCACAUCUGUAGGAAACAGUUAAGUAUUUUUAAAUAGAACACUUUAACCUUUUAGGAGUAAAAUUGCACAAGAAGACUUUAAGAUAUUUUCUGUAUAUAGUUAUGAUGUUGUUACACAGAUAUUGCAUAUUUUCUAAUGCCAGAGACCUUAAAAUAUUCCUGUGAAAAUGUUGAUACAUGGUGAUAGUUAUUUCACUUUUGGUAUAGGGAGGAAUAGGGUUAGUUUAUGUCCACAUUCAAAACUUUGAAGUUAGACAUUUGCAAAAUCCUGAUUUUAGUUAAAGAAAAUGCUAAAUUAGUCAUUUAUGUAGCUCAGAUGCUAGUCAUCUAAAUAAUAUAUAUUUUUCUGAAAGCCAAAAUGGUUGAGAGAAACAGAACUUGAUGUGUUGACUUAAGUGCUCCAGAGGUUUAGGACAUGUUAGUGUCCUGAACUCCUUAAGAAUUUAAUUUCUCUUUUAUUCAAAAAAACAACUCAAGUACCUGACACUGUUUGAACUCUUACUAAAGCUACUGGAGUAUCUGUCAUUUUGACACAUGUGAACCUUUUUCCGUUUAAUAAAAGCAAGUUAUAUAU
This is a messenger RNA of Grammomys surdaster, 4660 nucleotides long. RefSeq names its product cordon-bleu WH2 repeat protein like 1 (gene Cobll1). The record is from RefSeq and is a predicted model, not a curated record. Gene Ontology annotation, molecular function: actin monomer binding. Bases 1 to 3555 code for a protein of 1184 amino acids. NCBI's taxonomy places the organism in Eukaryota, Metazoa, Chordata, Mammalia, Rodentia, Muridae. The transcript has 13 exons.